CGCCAAUUUCCCUGACACGACUUCCUAAAAUAAAAGCAUUAUGGAAUUAAAUGCAUAAACAAUUGGGUUUUCUCUAUAAUGCUUCUGACUUUACGAAAAAACCAUUUUCAUAAUAAUUAAAUAUGUAAUAAACACCAAACCGAGUGAUUUCAUAUAAUUUAUCAUAUAAAGGAAGGCAACAUUGUUACAAAGUGACAGUCAUCUUCCAUGUAAAUUUUGACAUUAUUUUUCAUUGUUGUAAUUUGUCGAGCUUUGUUUUCAAUUGUUAACAAUUAGACCAUAUAUUAGCAGUUUUUAAUAGUAAAGAAGUUUAAUUUCAAAUUGUUUAUUAACACACAUCAAACCAAUUGAAAUGGAGGUCGACGAGGAAGAUUUCGAGGUACCAACUUCAAGUAGCAAAGGCGAAAAGAAGCGUUUCGAUGUGAAAAAGUGGAAUGCCGUCGCUUUAUGGGCCUGGGAUAUUGUUGUAGACAAUUGCGCUAUUUGUCGUAACCAUAUAAUGGAUUUGUGUAUAGAAUGUCAGGCCAAUCAGGCGUCUGCUACCAGCGAGGAAUGUACUGUUGCGUGGGGCGUCUGCAAUCAUGCUUUUCAUUUUCAUUGCAUCUCACGUUGGUUAAAAACCCGACAGGUGUGUCCAUUGGACAACAGGGAAUGGGAGUUCCAGAAAUAUGGCCACUAAGCGUCGUUAGGAGUUUCCAAGCGGUAAUUGAGGGAUCUUGCUCUUUUUUUAUUUCAUCUUCAAUAAAGGCGCUAUUCAAAUCGUCUACAUAUAAUUUAUAACGCGUUUGCUAUUAAACUGCAGUAUUUUUGGUUUAACGCUAAUUAAUAACUUAUAACUAGUUUGUCAAAAUGAUUGCAAAAUAAAUGAAUUUGAUACAAAAGUAUAAAAAGUA
Molecule: messenger RNA, 893 nt
Organism: Bactrocera oleae (olive fruit fly)
Lineage: Eukaryota; Metazoa; Arthropoda; Insecta; Diptera; Tephritidae
Source: RefSeq, a predicted model, not a curated record